This is a messenger RNA of Anopheles funestus (African malaria mosquito), 2946 nucleotides long. RefSeq names its product facilitated trehalose transporter Tret1-like. Gene Ontology annotation, cellular component: membrane. Lineage: Eukaryota; Metazoa; Arthropoda; Insecta; Diptera; Culicidae. The record is from RefSeq and is a predicted model, not a curated record. The transcript has 3 exons. The coding region runs from base 888 to 2426 and encodes 512 amino acids. Gene Ontology annotation, biological process: transmembrane transport. Gene Ontology annotation, molecular function: transmembrane transporter activity.
UUACGCCGAACGGUCAGCUCAUUGUUGCGCGAUCGCGAAAGGUGAGCAGAUCGGCAUCGGUGCGUCGUGCCGUGUUUUUGUAAGCGAAAAAGUGAAGUGAACAAUGUGCCGUCAGAAACUUCCAGUACUACAGUGCACAUAAUAUUUUACAAUACACAAUUUUAUAUGUAAAUAAACGAAUAAUUAUGGUGCGAAAAUCAAAGGGGAGAAGAAUAAGAAAAUUUUAAUAAACAGCUUAAAAAAGCAUUCGCUCAAUGGGGUGUUGAUUUGAAUACGCUUGAAGUGACCACAAGUAUCUACACAAAAUCCACACCAUUGAUGCACAAGCUUUAGGUGUGUAUGUGUGUGUGUGAAUGCGUGUGUGUGUAUGCACGAAGUUACUUAACAAACAUCCGCCAUUGUUGACCAAACAGUAACAUAAUAACAGAAAUGUGUAUGGUGCACUUGGUCGGCAAUCUCGUCCGCAGUUCCUCGCUGAUUGCGGAACGGUGAAGUGGUGUCUUGCAACAGCCAGCUGAAGGUGUCUGGCGUAGUGUGGUUGGUUCGUCCGUGGCCAAAAAGUGACCCCGUGCCGGAAAUUAUUAUAAACAACGAAAAGAGAGCAUCGGACCAGUUCUGUUACGCAUGGAACAAGUAUAAUUAUUGCGCUAACCUUCAAGGAUUGCGAUUGUAGUAAAGAAAUAAAAAUGCAUCCCAAGUGUACAGUGCGUGUGCGUGAAAGGCAAGAGUAAGAUAUCCGCGUGCAACGGUGUCAACGGUCGACAGCUGAUGCUGCAGCGUAUUUUUUUUUCAUUGCAAGUUAAGAAUCUAGUGGCCUUUAACAAAACAUACCGAACUAGGCAUACAGUUUUCGCUGGCUAGACGUUCAUUACGCUCCCCAUAUCAAGAUGAUUAUCAAGAAGCCACCGGCGACUGAUGACGCCUUCAUCGAGAGCAAUGUUGUUAAACGCUUUUCUCCGCUGGCGCGUCAGGUACUGGCAGCAUCCGGUCCUAUCAUUAGCAGUGCAGCAGCCGGCAUGACGAAUGGAUUUUCUGCCAUUUUACUACCACAGCUUCAGCAGCCGGGCAGCAAACUAUCCAUCAGCGAAGAUCAAGCAUCUUGGAUCGCUUCAAUGGCACCCUUACCGAUGGCAGUCGGUUGCAUAUUGGGUGGUUUGCUGAUGGAACGCUGCGGUCGGAAGUCAGCUCACCUGCUGCUCAACAUAUCGUUUGCCGUCGGCUGGUGUGUACUGUCGAUGGCCGGCAGCUAUCCACAGAUUCUUGCCGGACGCUUCAUCACCGGACUAAGCUGCGGGUUGGUGGGACCUCCUGCCUCGGUCUACAUAGCGGAAACGAGUGAUCCUCGCUACCGUGGCAUUCUGCUCGCAGGUGUAACGUUUGCUGUGUCGAGCGGCAUACUACUGGCCCAUCUGUUCGGUACGUUCUUCCGAUGGCAAACGGCCGCAUUGCUGUGCUCGCUGUUCAUGAUCGUUGCCUAUCUGCUGAUGCUGGUAUCACCGGAAAGUCCAGCAUGGUUGCUUGCACGGGGUGCCCGUUCCGAGGCGGAAACAUCGUUCCGUUGGUUGCGUGGGUUCGAUCCGGCCAGCCGACAAGAGUUUGAUGCGAUGGUUGCGCGAAUGGAAAAGGACGAGGGUAACGAUAAAAGCGCGGAAACACAGACGGAAUCUUCCAGUGUGAAUCGGGCCAAGUCACCGUACCGGCGGAGGGAAUUCCUGAUGCCACUCGCAACGCUGCUCGUGUUCUUUGCUACGAUGCAAUUUUCGGGCGUUAACAUCGUCGCGUUCUACUCGAUCGCGCUCAUGAAGACUACGAUCGGGAGCGACAGUUUGAACGAGUAUCUGGCCAUGUUGAUCGUGGAUUUGGUACGUGUCGUGACGUCACUGGUCGCGUGUAUUCUGCUCCGUUCCGUGGGCCGUCGUCCACUGGCGAUGGCAAGCGGUGUCGGUACGACCGUAUCGUUGAUUGGGCUGUCGAUCUUUCUCUACUUCCAAACGAGCAUCCCACUGUACCGGAACUACUCCUGGCUGUCGUUGGUCUUUCUCAUCAGCUACAUCGUGUUCGUUGGCAUUGGACUGUUUCCACUGCCCUGGUGUAUGACGGGCGAAAUCUUUCCCGUCGCCACCCGCGGACUUGGUUCCGGGUUAACUUCAUCGUUUAAUUUCGUUUGCUUCUUUGCGGUGAUUAAAACUGGCCCAACACUGUUCGGGACAGUGGGAAUUAAUGGAACGUUUCUGGUGUACGGUAUCAUUUCAUUGCUUGGGACACUGCUGCUGUAUGUAAUACUGCCCGAGACGAAGAACCGUACCUUGCAGGAGAUCGAAGAACAGUUCCGACGUGGACGAAGGAAAGUAAAGGAUGCAGAAACACCAGCAGUGGCUGGAGUAUCAGCAACACCAUCAUCAGCUGGAAUUGCAACAAUAUCAUAAGUACCUACUACACAGUUAGCUGUUAGAAUUCCUUUUCUUACUAACAUUUGUUUAAUGGCUUGAAAAAAAGUGUUUAAUUUGUUACUAGAUUUUAUUGUUAGGUAGAUUUAAAGUAAUUUAACAUUACAAUCACAUUAGUCACCAUCAUCCAUGAUAAUUUGAAAGAUUAAUACAUUGUGUUGUUAAUAUGUAAGAUUGAGAUACGAACAAAAUGAAAUCUCGUAUUACCAACAUACUACUAAGGUGUUUUUUUCUUGUUUUUGAAUAUUUUAUGUUGAACAUGCCGAAAGAUAAUUUUUCAUUUCUUUAAAUUUAUUUUUAAUUCAUUAUCUUACAACGGAAAAAAUGACAGCCGACAGAUUUUCAACUGUCACUUUGCACCCAGAUGAAAAUGCUAUACAUAUUAGAGGUUUAAAUGUGAAAUAUCUCCUUGAAAUAUUGAAUGAAAGAUUUCCUUGCAAUAAUGUAUGAAAAGUUUCAAUGAAGUGUUACUUCCUUUGUAGGAUGCUCUCCUGCGCUG